CGAGCCUCACCUCCAUCAAUGAAUGCUCAUUCGACGCUCAUUCGUUUUUGCACGAAACAAGAGAAUCUGACAAAAAAAUUGUCGCUCUGUCCCGCAAAGUGAGAUAUUAAAAAAGGUUGUGCCGGUAUUGAGGUCUACUUUUUAUUCCCGCACUGCUGAACUGGUGCAGUAAAUUAGAGUGAGAAACAAUAUACUUGUCUCACUUUAACGUAUUGCACCAUUUGCACCGGUUCAGCAGUGCGGCAAUAAAAAACAGACCGGUAUGAAUACGAUGUAAACGAAGAUGACGUCGGUACAGUGAAGGCAAGUGUAGUGUUCAAUAUAAAUUUAUUCCUGUGGAACAUUACAUUAAAUAUUAUCAUUCUGAAAAGUAUCAUGAUAUAAAAGCCUGAGAAUAUGGAAGCAGCUAUAAAAUUCAAUCUUAAGGAGGUUAAGUUGGAUCUUCUACAAGCAAUAAAAGAAUAUUCUCAGCGAGGUUUGUUACACACCACCAAAUGGUUAGCGGAGUUGAACUAUUCUUUGCAAAAUGUAAAAUUAGAUACACAGGAUUUGACCGAUAUCAGAUUAUCAGAGGCGUGCGAAGAGGGGGAUACUUACAGACUAGCCAAAACAUAUUUCGACCUGAAGGAAUACGAUAGAGCAGCAUAUUUUACGAAAGAAUGCAUAACCCCGAAAGCUAGAUUCCUACAUUUGUAUUCGCGUUACUUGUCAGGGGAGAAGAAGAAGAUAGACGAUAUGACAGAUGUGCCACCAGAUCCCAUGAAGAAUGACAGCCUGAAAUUGCUCUGUGCCGAUCUAAGGAGAGAUCAUGUGGCCUCAAAGUUGGAUGGUUAUGGUUUGUACCUCUUUGGUGUAACGCUGAAGAAGUUGCAGCUCUCUAAAGAUGCAGCGGAUGUUCUGUUGGAGUCUAUACAUAAAGAACCCAUGCACUGGGGUGCAUGGCUAGAACUGGCCGCGUUAGUUACAGACAGGGAGAAGCUAGAGAGCCUGUCCUUGCCGAGUCAUUGGAUGAAAUACUUCUUUUUGGCACACAUGUAUUUGGAGUUGCAGCUCAUCGAUGAAGGUCUAGCAUUGUAUUGUGAAUUACAGUCGAUGGGCUUCCAGAAGAACGGCUAUGUACUAGCUCAAACUGCGAUCGCAGUGCACUACAGGAGAGAUGUCGACAAUGCGAUAGAAACGUUUAAAAGAAUAAUAGAAGAGGACCCUUACUGUCUCGAUAACAUGGAUACGUAUUCAAAUUUACUUUAUGUGAAAGAGAUGAAAGUUGAGCUGGCGUAUCUGGCACAUCGAGCUACUGAAAUAGAUAAAUAUAGAUUGGAGACUUGUUGCAUAGUAGGAAAUUAUUACAGCUUGAGGGCGGAUCAUCAAAAGGCGGUAAUGUAUUUCCACCGAGCGUUGAAGCUGAAUCCGCAGUACCUGUCAGCCUGGACGUUGCUGGGCCACGAAUUUAUGGAGAUGAAAAAUACGAAUGGUGCUAUCCACAGCUACAGACAGGCGAUUGAGGUCAAUAGACGCGAUUAUAGAGCGUGGUAUGGCUUGGGUCAGACGUACGAGAUUUUGAAGAUGCCGUUUUACGGACUGUAUUAUUACAAGCAAGCUCAGCUGCUGAGACCCCACGACAGCAGGAUGGUUUUAGCUCUGGGCGAAGCGUACGAGAAGCAGGAUAAGAUUCAAGAUGCGCUCAAGUGCUAUUACAAGGCCUGCAACGUGGGCGAUAUAGAGGGAAUGGCACUACUAAAGUUAGCGACGCUGUACGAGAAACUGGGAGAACACGAUCAUGCAGCGGCAGCUUACACCGACUUCGUGAUAGACGAAUUUCGAAGCGUGGACCGAUCGGAAUUGAGUCACGCGUACAAGUACCUCACGCAAUAUCACUUGAAGAGGGAACAAUUAGAUCGAGCUAAUCACUACGCACAGAAAUGUCUGCAAUUUGACGAUACGAAGGAGGAGGCGAAGGUACUGUUGAGAACGAUCGCUGAAAAGAGAGCCAAGGUCGAGGAAACUUCUAUGGUGGUGGAUGACAUGAACGAAACGGAUCCCGUAAUGGAGCAAAGGGUGCGAACGGACGUCACGCCUGGGAGUCAAUUGUCGCCGAUGAAUCUUUCGUUCACACCUACACCGUGAACGAAAAAAAAACUUUCAUUUGCAAUGUACAAUUUCGACAAUACUUGUAGUUCUGUAUAUAAAAUACAAAAAUAUUCAUUAAUUUUGUACGAUA
Molecule: messenger RNA, 2218 nt
Organism: Ooceraea biroi (clonal raider ant)
Lineage: Eukaryota; Metazoa; Arthropoda; Insecta; Hymenoptera; Formicidae
Gene: Cdc23
Product: cell division cycle protein 23
Biological process (GO): positive regulation of mitotic metaphase/anaphase transition; protein ubiquitination; anaphase-promoting complex-dependent catabolic process
Cellular component (GO): anaphase-promoting complex
Molecular function (GO): protein binding
Source: RefSeq, a predicted model, not a curated record